Schistocerca nitens (vagrant locust) is the source of this 3961-nucleotide messenger RNA. RefSeq names its product zinc finger protein rotund-like. Bases 682 to 2940 code for a protein of 752 amino acids. Gene Ontology annotation, cellular component: nucleus. Lineage: Eukaryota; Metazoa; Arthropoda; Insecta; Orthoptera; Acrididae. Gene Ontology annotation, molecular function: DNA-binding transcription factor activity, RNA polymerase II-specific; RNA polymerase II cis-regulatory region sequence-specific DNA binding. Gene Ontology annotation, biological process: central nervous system development; regulation of transcription by RNA polymerase II. The record is from RefSeq and is a predicted model, not a curated record. The transcript has 7 exons.
GGGAGAUCGGGGUGUCGCGUGCGCCUUCUUGUUUGUAUUUCGUGCGGUGUUCCAAACGAAACGGCCAGAUAUACACCUCACGGCCGCUGCCGCCUGCGCUCCCGCGUCACAUUUUCGCCCGUUAUUCUGCAUGUCAGCCGCUGCGAGCGCCGCAACGAUGAAGAACUCGCCGCCGGCGUCCGACGCUCGCAUUUCGAAGCGACUUGCCACCAGACAGUGUCGCCCGCUGUUAAUUUGAGUGUUAUAUUGCCCGAAAGCUACCGCGCGCGCGCGCGGCCGGGUAUUUUGUGAAGUUUCCGACAGUUGACAGUCGUCUGCGGCGAGUGACAGUUGCCGCGAACUCCAGUGUCGUCUGCACGAAGCAGAAGCUCUUUUCCUGCAGGGGCCUAAAUGGCAACAAUAGAGAUGGGAAACUGUCAGCACGGCAACAAUUAGGCGCGCGGUUGGGGAGCUGGCGCCAGGAGAACUGGCGCGCCACCCCACCGUGUCAAAACAGAUUUGCAGCAGCCGACAUCGCGUGUGCCAGUGCGUUUGCCAGCUUGUCAGCAUAGUUAAACUAUAUCUGUCUGUUUCUCCCGACAUGUACGUUACGACAUUAUCGGGGUAGACUUUGUACCUACGUACAUACGUCGUCGUCCCAGUACUGCACCGCCGGCCGCCGCAACAAUCGACGCCAGCGAGAUGUACCCGUGGUAUCGAGAUUCUGUGAGCCAGCUAGGGCAAUUCUGCCCGCCGGCGAACCCCAUGUCCACAACCAUCAAGACGGAGAACGGCUACAACGACUGCAUGCUGGCGCUAGAUUACGCUGCACAGACCAAGAAGGCAGCGUUCGUGUGGGGCGGCGAGUCGUCGUCGGCGCACCACCACCACCAGCAGGCGCAGCACCAGCCGCAGCAGCAGCCGCCGCCGCCGCAGCAGCAGCAGCCGCAGCACCAGCAGCCGCAGCCGGCGCCGCAGCAGCAGCAGGUGUCGCAGCAGCACCAGCUGCAGCUGCAGCAGCCGCACCCGCCGCACGCGCCGCACCAGGGCAAGUCCGCCGCGGCCGCCGCUGCCGCGCUGCACGCGCCGCCCGCCUCCGCGCAGGGCCUAGUGCACUGGAUGUCCGUCAUGGCCGAGCACAUCAACACGCCGCACCAUGACUCCAUGCACUACAUGUGGAACGGCGUCGAGCAAUGCGGCCCCCACGGGAAGGAGCUGGAUUACGCGUGGUCGCGGCAGUCGGUCGUCGCAAAGCAGGGAUAUGAGGCGAAGAUGAGUACGCUGGAUCAACAUAACCAUUCCAUGCAGAAAGGCGGAGGCGGUGGCGCCGAGGACCAGCAGCUGGGCGGCGCGCUGGCGGCGCGCUCCUCCAGCUCCAGCAGCUGCGCCUCUCCGCCCACGCACGCGCACCCGCACGCGCACGCCGGCGCCGCCCCCGCGCCACCGGCCGCCAUGCUCGUCGUGCCGCAGCCCAUCAACGCCUCCAAGCAGGCGCCCGCCACCAACGGCGGCCCGCCACCGCGCAAGUACCAGUGCAAGAUGUGUCCUCAGGUCCGAGGUAGGAAACGAGCUGGUGCCAAAGCGAGGGAUGGCAGCUUAUCCUGGCCAGGCAUUGACCAUACAAACCCGGAGAUAUUUGGUUCAAAGGCUGAUUUGCAGCUUCAUACCCAGAUCCACAUGAGAGAAGCGAAGCCAUACAAAUGUUCUCAGUGCAGUAAAGCAUUUGCAAACAGUUCUUACCUGUCUCAGCACACGAGGAUCCAUCUGGGCAUCAAACCGUAUCGGUGUGAAAUAUGCCAACGGAAAUUUACACAACUUUCUCACCUGCAGCAGCACAUUCGCACGCAUACUGGAGAUAAACCGUACAAGUGUCGUCAUCCCGGCUGCAACAAAGCCUUCUCUCAGCUGAGCAACUUGCAGAGUCAUUCAAGGUGUCACCAGACUGAUAAGCCAUACAAGUGUAACUCGUGUUACAAGUGCUUUUCAGAUGAGCCAUCUUUACUUGAACACAUUCCCAAGCACAAAGAAUCAAAGCAUUUGAAGACACACAUCUGCCAAUACUGUGGAAAAUCGUACACACAAGAAACGUAUCUUACAAAACAUAUGCAAAAGCAUGCAGAAAGGACUGACAAGAGACCGCCUAUAACAGGUAUCGGGCCCGAUGUGAGAAACGCCGGUCUUGGAGGCGGCAAUGGUAACUCAGUUGCUGACCCACAUCCUUACUGGCCUAAAGUAUCGCCUGACACUGCUAGCUCACUGGUCGAAGCAAUGAAUCAGCACGAGGUAUGCAUGCAACACGCCAGCAGUGGAGGUCUCGGGGAGCACCACCUGGCCGUGUCACAUCACAGGAGUCUAUUGGAACACGGGAGUCGUCACGUGAACGGUUCUGGCAGCGACGGAGGUGGUAAUGGAGGUAGUGGAAACAGUGAGAAUCUUGUGGUGAUCCGGAGUCAGCAGGGUGGAGCUGCUGGUCUACACCAGCAGCAUUCGGUUGCACCACCUGCUCCACCUCCAACUCCCACCUCACAAUCGCAACAGCAGCAAGCGACAGUGCCAUCGUCACCUUCCUCUGUCUACGGUGAUUCUACGGUAAAGACUUCGACUACUCCGUCGUCAGCUUCUGCUUUCACUCCUAUACAGUCAAUGGGUGGCUUGACACAGACCCACCAUCAUCUCAAUCACUUGAAUCACCACCAGCUGGGGAUAGCUUCACCUCCCACUCGGCCACCGUACAUUCCGUAUGACGCUAUACCGUUUCCACCGCCAAAAGUUGUCACGUCGGCAGCAGGCCAACUUUCUGGCAUGGGUGGAGGUGGUGUCGAGAUGCCAAAGACUGGUUCAAACACGUUCCCUAACCAGCUGAUCUCUUUGCACCAAAUUAGAAACUAUGCUCAUCAGCCAUCAGCCUCUUCAUUAGUAACUGGUGAACAUCUGCUCGGUCUGAAAGAGAAGGGACAGUAAUGAUAUCCUCUGAAUGAAGUGUUGUUGUUUUAGUAAAUGUUUUGAGGAUCUGUUGUUGAGACUGCUCAAAUUUUAGCACAAUGGAACUGAAAGAAGUGUAGAAUCUGGACUGUGAGAAGUAUUUUCAGAGGGUGCCUGUGCGUCGAGUAAAUUAAUUUGUAGUUAAGCAAUAAUGUGCUCAAUUUAGUAGAAAGAACUUUGAGGUUAUUAUUGUUUCCUAAAUUUCACCUGUUCUGCUGUGUAACCUGACAGUGUAUUUGUUUCGUUAUUUAAGUAACGAACUGUAAACCAAAGAGCUGUGGUGUGUCAACUGUGUUAGUGUUGUCAGAAGAAGAAAGUUUGUUUGUCAUGAAGAAAACAAAUAAUUUAUCUCUUCCAAUGUAAACAAAACAUUUUAAAACACCAGUUUAAUUUUUCCAGGCUUUAUAUUUAAGUUGGGUAUACAGCAUAAUAGGUUUCAAAAUUUCCUGUAGAAAUGUCAACUGUUACUUUUGAACAUUUAGUUUGAAUAUGUAUACUACAGGAGAAAUGAAAUGAAAACUCUUGUGCAAUUAAUUUAAAUAGAACUUACCAUUUUAUGUCUGUCAGCAGUUUUAUUGUGACAGUUGAAUUUCUGGUAAAAAAGUUCUGUUUGUACCAAAUAAAAAAAAAACGUGGUUUACAACAUUAAACCUAAACGACAACUUUCAGAAAAAUCAUUCUUUAGAAGAAUUUAUGUGAUUACUCAAAAAAGAUCAUGUGUUGUUCCUGAAGUGAGAAAAAACCAUUUCUGUGCUCAUGGAGUUGUUUACAAAGAAACGUGGUGCUGGCAUUCCAGAAUAUACAAAUGAACUGAUAAUAAUAUGUAAAAAAAUCUUUUCCAUUUAUGAUGUUACAAUUUUGAACAAUAAAAGGCUCAUUCAAAGAGAGCUGCAGAGAAAUACUGAUGUGCCGUCUGUCUGUCUGUGCACUAUAAACUUAAUGACUGUAUCAUUGUGGAUUAUCAUAUGUUUCCUAUAAAAUGCAUUCUAUAUGUUUUGAA